Molecule: messenger RNA, 2489 nt
Organism: Tribolium madens (black flour beetle)
Lineage: Eukaryota; Metazoa; Arthropoda; Insecta; Coleoptera; Tenebrionidae
Product: lutropin-choriogonadotropic hormone receptor-like
Exons: 14
Coding region: 99-2438 (779 amino acids)
Biological process (GO): G protein-coupled receptor signaling pathway
Cellular component (GO): membrane
Molecular function (GO): protein-hormone receptor activity; protein binding; G protein-coupled receptor activity
Source: RefSeq, a predicted model, not a curated record
CGCGCCUGAAAACCACCACCACCUCCUGAAACGCGGCGCGAGCUUGAAAGUUUCCGCGAGUUUCAGCAGUGAUGAAAAAAUUCUGAAAAAACUCCAGCAUGUUGCUAUUCUGGCUGUGGCUGAGUCUCCCUCCGGCGGCCCCCAUGAUGGGCAUCCCGGCCAGCGGGCCGGCCCUCAAAGAGUGUCUCUGCGAGGAGGUCAAGUGCCGGUGCAGCGGCCCGGCCCUCAUGGACGUCCCCAACAACCUCCACAAGGAGCUCGUCAGUCUGGUGAUCGAGGACGCCGGGAUUGAAGUGCUGAAAAGCGACUCGCUUGGGCCCUACUCAAGCACACUGCGAGAUCUUACUUUGUUCAACGUGGAAAACUUCUACUAUUUUGAAACGGGCGUUUUUCAGCACUUGAGGCAAUUGCAGACAAUAUACAUCCAUCACGCUCCCAAACUCCUGAAAAUCCAACCUGAGGUUUUCAGCGCCUAUCUCCCCAACCUCAAGUUCUUGAGGAUCGUCAACACCGGAUUGGAGGAAAUGCCGAAUUUCAACGGUUUGAACACUUCCUCGGUGUUGCACAUGAUAGAUUUGGAGCACAACCACAUCCAGAGGAUCAACACUCGCCAAGUCAGCAGAGUCAAGGCCGAGCAACUGAUGCUCAACCACAACGAUUUACAAGUCGUCGAAGAGGCGGCGUUUGCGGGCUCCCAAAUCGCCAAUUUAAGCCUGAGCGGAAACUCUCGACUCAAAGACCUCCACGUGAAGGCUUUCCACGGAUUAGAGAGCUUGCGAUACAUCGACCUCUCGGGGACUGCCAUACGCGCUUUGCCCGUGGAUGGCCUUCGGGAAAUCGACGUCCUCAAAGUCCAAUCCACAAAGUCGCUCAAAGUAUUUCCUUCAGUUUACAACUUCAAGUAUAUAAGAGAAGCAUGGUUGACCUACCCGUACCAUUGUUGCGCUUUCAAAUUCCCCCACACCCACAACCCCUGGGAGUACGAAAGACACAAUCGGUUUGUGAAGCAGCAACGGCUGGCGUGCACCGCCAAAAACGCCGAUCCCAGUUUGAGGGCCCUGUUUAGGGCUGUGCCCCCCAAUGCGAGUGAUUUUGAGGAGCAAUGGAACGGCGAUGAGAUUUUCCAUAAUAGCACGAUGAAUCUGAAUAAUGGAUCGCCGGUUACUACCGCCGUUUGUGGGGAGAUAUACCGGAAUUAUCACGAGGUCAAGUGUGAUCCGGCCCCGGACGCCUUCAACCCGUGCGAAGACCUGAUGGGAAAUUGGGCUUUGAGGAUUCCGGUAUGGUUCAUAUCGUUAUCGGCAGUGAUAGGAAAUCUGUUCGUAGUAAUAGUCAUCUCGACGUCUCAUUUUCGUCUGACAGUUUCGAAAUUUCUCAUGUGCAAUUUAGCCGUUGCUGAUUUAUGCAUCGGAAUCCAUCUGCUGCUCAUCGCCGUGGUGGACGCCUGCUCCAUAAGGGCCUAUUUCAAUUACGCCAUCGAUUGGCAAGAAGGCAACGGGUGUCGCGUCGCCGGCACUCUCACCAUCUUCGGCAACGUCCUCUCCGUCUACACCCUCGCCGUGAUAACAACCGAACGUUGGUACACCAUCACCUGGGCCAUCCAUCUCAACAAACGUUUAAAACUGCGCACGGCAGUUCGCGUGAUGAUCGCCGGCUGGAUUUGCGCCCUCUUCAUGGCCUGUCUCCCCCUUCUGGGGGUGAGCAGCUACUCCAAAACGAGCAUAUGUCUCCCCUUGGAGAACAAGGGCAAAGCCGACACGAUCUAUCUCUCCACUUUGCUCGCUUUUAAUGCGGUCGCUUUCGCCCUCAUCUGCGUCUGCUACGGAAGCAUGUACAAGUCGAUCCGAGAGGGGGGACAUACCGGAUCGACGACUUCCGUCCGGUCGGACCUCACCGUCGCCAAAAGGAUGGCUUUGCUGGUGUUUACGGAUUUCGCCUGUUGGGCCCCCAUCGCCUUCUUCGCUCUCACUGCACUCCUAGGCCACCCUUUGAUCACCGUCACCCAGACCAAGAUCCUCCUCGUGUUCUUCUACCCGCUCAACUCGUGCGCCAACCCCUGCCUCUACGCCCUCCUCACGCAGCAAUACCGGCGCGACUUUUUCAUCCUGAUGGGCCGCUACGGCCUGUGCAAGGACCGGGCCGAGAGACACAAGGGGGCUAUCGGGGGGAAACCCCUCCCGUACGGCUCCGGGCCGCAGUAUAAGCGGACUAGCGGCGAAGGAGCCGGAAAAAUUAACAGUGCGGGAGGUAACAACCAUCGAGGGUCUCUUCUGACCACUAUCGUUUCAGUAGAAGUGCCCAUGGUGAGGACUAGUUCCAGGAAUAGUGCGCGUUCGCGCCCGGAUUCGCUCACCGCCGUUCCGGAGUAUUCCCUCCAACAGAUUAAUCUCGGAAUUGGCGACGAUUGUCGCAAGUUGACUUCGACCGAUAACUUGUAACUGUUUUAAUUUAUUCCGUUGUAAAUAUUUAUUAAGUUGGUAAUAAAACGA